GACAUCGAUGGGCCGUCGCCCCGCCCCCAAGCUUUGCAGGAAGUUGCGUGGGACAAACCGCUUUGUACAAUGGCGCCUCUAGAUCUGGACAAAUACGCGGACAUUGCAAAGCAGUGCAAAUACCUUCCAGAAAAUGACUUGAAGCGAUUAUGUGACUAUGUGUGUGAUCUUCUGCUGGAGGAAUCAAACGUUCAGCCGGUUUCUACUCCAGUAACAGUAUGUGGGGACAUACAUGGACAGUUUUAUGAUCUUUGCGAACUCUUUCGAACUGGUGGCCAAGUUCCAGAUACAAAUUACAUAUUUAUGGGAGACUUUGUUGACCGAGGGUAUUACAGUUUGGAGACAUUUACCUACCUGCUGGUGCUGAAAGCAAAAUGGCCAGACCGCAUCACUCUUCUACGUGGAAAUCAUGAGAGCAGACAAAUUACUCAAGUUUACGGCUUUUAUGAUGAGUGCCAGACCAAAUAUGGAAACGCGAAUGCCUGGCGUUAUUGCACCAAAGUGUUUGAUAUGUUAACUGUAGCAGCUCUGAUGGAUGAACAGAUCUUGUGUGUACAUGGGGGCCUCUCUCCUGACAUUAAAACCCUAGAUCAAAUUCGAACCAUUGAGCGGAACCAGGAAAUCCCUCACAAAGGAGCCUUUUGUGAUUUGGUUUGGUCUGACCCUGAGGAUGUAGACACUUGGGCCAUCAGCCCCAGAGGAGCAGGUUGGCUCUUUGGUGCUAAAGUCACAAAUGAGUUUGUCCAUAUCAACAAUCUCAAGCUGAUAUGCCGGGCACAUCAACUCGUCCAUGAGGGCUACAAAUUUAUGUUCGAUGAAAAGUUGGUCACGGUGUGGUCAGCUCCCAACUACUGCUAUCGCUGUGGCAACAUCGCUUCCAUUAUGGUCUUCAAAGAUGCUAACACAAGAGAGCCGAAGCUCUUUAGAGCAGUGCCUGAUUCUGAAAGGGUCAUUCCACCUAGGACAACGACACCAUAUUUCCUGUAAGAUGAUGAAAUAAAAACUUUUUUUUUUUUUUUAAAGUAUAGACACCAACAGCGGGAACAGCACUUGUGAGUCUGUAUGCAUUUUAUAGUGUAAAUUUAAAGUAUUUACAGUGACAACUGUAUUUUCCCCCUAUGUACAUUUAAAUCCAUGUAUUUGCAUCUUCACUCAGCUCUUCACCUAAACCUGAAAGUUUGCGAGAAGUUACAUGUUAUCAACAUGGGUUUUUGUCCAUUGUGUUAAAAUAUAGUUUUGGUAAUGGAGGGAAUAUAGACAACAAUCACUAGUACCAGUAAUCUUAUCGUUAUAUGAAGUACUUUGGUAACUUCAUUCUUUCACUUUCCCCCCCUUGCUCUGUUUAUGCCUUUCUCUGUCUGAAGUCAAAUUGACAUGUACCAUGUGAUCUCUUAAAUGGAAAAGAAAACAAUAACAAGCCAAAUGUGAAAUACUGAACAAUCACAACAUAUGUGGGAGCUUAAUAUGGCUACCUUUAACUACUGUUUUAGUAUCAGCGUUUUUAUAUUAAUUUUUCACUUAAGUGUUGCUGUGCGAAACUGCCUCACAGACUUGUAACUCCUUACAGACUUUCAGUUCUCACUUGGGGUUUGAAUGACAAAGAUAUUUCACAGCUAGGUAAGACGGAAUCUAUGUGUUGAGGUCAAUUAACCAUUGUGAAAUGUUCAUAUUUGCACAUCUCUGUUUUACUUUACAAUAAAGAUUUAGCCAUCUGAACUCA
Messenger RNA from Syngnathoides biaculeatus (alligator pipefish), 1720 nucleotides. It is a transcript of the gene ppp6c, whose product is annotated as protein phosphatase 6, catalytic subunit. The record is from RefSeq and is a predicted model, not a curated record. Gene Ontology annotation, biological process: G1/S transition of mitotic cell cycle; peptidyl-serine dephosphorylation. Gene Ontology annotation, molecular function: protein serine/threonine phosphatase activity. Lineage: Eukaryota; Metazoa; Chordata; Actinopteri; Syngnathiformes; Syngnathidae. The coding region runs from base 70 to 987 and encodes 305 amino acids. Gene Ontology annotation, cellular component: cytoplasm. The transcript has 7 exons.